AUGAACAACGUCAACAGGUUUCCGUCGUCCAAGCUCAAGCUCGAUGAGUUCUUCCUCAACUGGCUCUCGUCCCCGGAGUCGCAGAAGCUGGUUCUCAACCUCCUGGACGACGCCAAAGCCGGCCGCCCCCUACAGGCGCCGACGCUCCCGCAGACCCCCACGUCCGCGUCGCCGCUCUCGCCGUCGUCCACCAACGCGCUCUUCUCCGCGGCGCCGUCGCUGGCGACGCCCCCGCUGUCGCCGCAGAAGGGCGCGCACACGCCCCCGGGUCCCGGCUCGCCCAUCUCCCCCGCCAGGUUCAGGUCCCAAGGGGGCGUUCAAGGCGGGAAGGAGGGCCAGGGCCUGGGCCAGGGGGUGCACAAGGUGCACAAAAGAGCCGCCGACGUCAUACCCCGGUUCUAUUUCGGCGGCGAACAGCUCGCGUACUCUGACGAGCAGAGCGCGGUGAAGCUGGCGGAGGCUGCGCUGCUCUUCAACGGCGGCGAACUCGACGCGGAGGGGAUGGUGCAGGUGACCCGCGAGGUGUGCGAGCUGCCGGGGUACUUUGCGCCCUUGCUGAUGCAUCGCGUCAACGGGACGGAACCGAUAGCGGAGGACCCGACGGGCGCCGACGCGUCCGCGGCGCCCGGCGCGCUCACCGCGCCGGCGCGACAGCCGGCGCCGGUGACGUGGACAAAGUUCACCGAGUACUGGAACGGCACGCUGCGCAAGUACACCGAGCCCAACGCGAGGGUGUUUGAGGUGCUCAGGGGCGACAAGAAGAGCGGGGACGCAAACGGCUCGGGGCUGAACAUCCCGCACCUGACGCACCAGGAUUUCCGGAGCGUGCUGCGGUGCGUGCUGGACACGCACCCCGGUUUGGAGUUUCUCAAGGAUUCGCCCGAGUUUCAGGACCGGUACCUGGAGACUGUCACCUACAGGAUAUUCUACCAGGUGAACGUGGCUUGGAACGGGCGGAUGACCCUGCGGGAGAUGCGCAGGUCCAACUUGCUGGAGGCGAUGACGCACGUGGACGAGGAGGAGGACAUCAACAAGGUGUUAAAGUACUUCUCCUACGAGCACUUUUACGUCAUCUACUGCAAGUUCUGGGAGCUGGACACCGACCACGACUUCCUCAUCGACAAGGAGGACCUCCUGCGAUACGGUAAUCACGCGCUCACGUACAGGGCCGUCGACAGGGUGUUCUCGCAGGCCCCGCGGCGGUUCGUCAGCGGCGUCGACGGCAAGAUGGGGUACGAGGACUUUUGCUGGUUCGUCCUGUCCGAGGAGGACAAGGGCAACCCGCUGGCGCUCGAGUACUGGAUGCGGUGCGUUGACCUGGACGGCGACGGGAUCCUGAGUCCCAGCGAAUGCUCGUUCUUCUACGAGGAGCAGCUGCAGCGGAUGGAGUGCCUGAGUCAGGAGCCCGUGCUGUUCGAGGAUAUCCUCUGCCAGAUGUCGGACAUGCUCCACCCGGAGGUUCCCGGCAGGAUCACGCUCAGGGACCUUCGCCGCUGCAAGCUGGCGGGUAACUUUUUCAACGUGCUCUUCAACCUGAACAAGUUCAUCGCGUUUGAGACCAGGGACCCGUUCCUGAUUCGGCAGGAACGGGAGGAGCCGCACCUGACGGAAUGGGACAGGUUCGCCAGGCAGGAGUACAUACGGCUCAGCAUGGAGGAGGAGGAGGGGAUGCAGGAUGGGAACUGGGACGGCGACGGCAUGGACCCUUCGCCGUUUUGA
Micromonas commoda is the source of this 1719-nucleotide messenger RNA. RefSeq lists its product with no specific name. NCBI's taxonomy places the organism in Eukaryota, Viridiplantae, Chlorophyta, Mamiellophyceae, Mamiellales, Mamiellaceae. Gene Ontology annotation, molecular function: protein phosphatase regulator activity; calcium ion binding. The transcript has 2 exons. The record is from RefSeq and is a predicted model, not a curated record. Gene Ontology annotation, biological process: protein dephosphorylation. Gene Ontology annotation, cellular component: protein phosphatase type 2A complex. Bases 1 to 1719 code for a protein of 572 amino acids.